UAGAGUACCUCGAAUACUCGGUUUAGAUUUCUAUCCCAAGCUUUGUCUGCUCUCUUCACCUGUUUUAUAUUUGUGAAAAAAGGAUUUCUAAUUUUUCUUGGAUACUCUGAUACUCUUAAGUUGCAUACUUUUUUAAUGGCUGGAAAUUUCUGGCAGAGUUCACACUCCCAACAAUGGAUACUUGAUCGUCAAGACUUAAUACGCGAACGUCAAUAUGAUUUACAAAUUCUUAGCGAGGAGGAAUACCAGAAGGUUUUCAUAUUUUUCGCCAAUGUCAUCCAAGUGUUGGGAGAGCAGUUAAAGCUACGACAACAGGUUAUUGCCACGGCUACGGUGUAUUUUAAACGUUUUUAUGCGAGAAAUUCUUUGAAGAAUAUAGAUCCUCUGUUAUUAGCUCCUACAUGCAUUUUGUUGGCUUCAAAAGUGGAGGAGUUUGGAGUCAUUUCCAAUUCUAGGCUAAUUUCAAUUUGCCAAUCGGUCAUCAAGAGCAAAUUUAGCUAUGCAUACACUCAAGAUUUUCCGUAUCGUACAAAUCAUAUAUUGGAGUGUGAAUUUUAUUUACUGGAGAACCUAGACUGCUGUUUGAUUGUUUACCAGCCAUAUCGCCCAUUGUUGCAACUAGUCCAGGAUAUGGGUCAGGAAGACCAGCUGCUGACGCUAAGUUGGCGAAUUGUAAAUGAUUCCCUGCGUACAGAUGUUUGUUUACUUUAUCCUCCGUACCAGAUUGCCAUUGCUUGCCUUCAAAUUGCGUGUGUUAUCCUACAGAAGGAUUCCAUGAAGCAGUGGUUUGCUGAACUAAAUGUAGAUCUCGAUAAAGUGCAAGAAAUUGUGCGAGCUAUUGUAAAUUUAUUUGAGCUUUGGAAGGAUUGGAAAGAAAAAGAUGAAAUACAAAUGUUGCUGGCGAAAAUUCCCAAACCUAAACCUGCGCCUCAACGCUGAUAACAUUCGUUUUAAUUUAGCUGUAAUAUUAUGGAUAUUUUUUAUUUAUAAUAAUAUUAAGUUAUAAAAAAAAAUACAAAAAAUAAAAUAUAUUUUGUAAUAUUUUACUCAAA
Stomoxys calcitrans (stable fly) is the source of this 1052-nucleotide messenger RNA. RefSeq names its product cyclin-C (gene CycC). Gene Ontology annotation, biological process: positive regulation of transcription by RNA polymerase II. Bases 136 to 939 code for a protein of 267 amino acids. The transcript has 2 exons. Gene Ontology annotation, cellular component: mediator complex; nucleus. NCBI's taxonomy places the organism in Eukaryota, Metazoa, Arthropoda, Insecta, Diptera, Muscidae. Gene Ontology annotation, molecular function: cyclin-dependent protein serine/threonine kinase regulator activity. The record is from RefSeq and is a predicted model, not a curated record.